GAUCUUCUCGCUUUGAAAAUGUCAACAACUCUGCAUUUAAUCGGUGGUAAUGGAGGUCAUGAGUUUUCCUUAACCGGUGAGAGUAAUGGUGCCAGUUUAGAGAGGAUCUGGGUUUGGGUUGGAGGAUCACAGGUGAAGGCGGUCAGGGCCUGGCUUACAGAUGGCAGUGAAGAAACCUUUGGUAAACCGGAGGGAUCGUAUGAAGAGUAUGUGUUUCAGUCUGGUGAACUCAUCACAUCAAUGUCUCUUUGGGGAAACGGAGCAGGAACGCGUCUCGGAGCCAUCAAAUUUGAAACCAAUUAUGGAGGAAAAUUCUUUGUAAAAAUGUCAAGCUGGGGAUUGAAGACAGAAUAUCCUAUGAAUGUCGGCUCUGGAUUUUGUCUGGGAAUUGUGGGAAGAUGCGGAUGGGACAUCGACCAGAUGGGUUUUUUGUUUCUUGAUAAAAUACAAUCAGUAGUUCUCACCAAUGUCAAGUAUCCCACUCUUUCCCAGAUGACACCGUAUGUCGCACUGGAAGAAAUCAAAUCUAGUACCUAUAAGAAUGAAACCUCCGUCAGUCAAGAGCAAACAAUUGUAAGCUCAAAGAAAAUAACCAAAUCAUCCUCUUGGUCUACAAAAGAAAGCAUUACCAAAGCAUUUUCUAUGCAGGUGAAGGCCGGGGUUCCCGGGAUUGUAGAAGUUUCCGCUGGAUUCAGUUUUACAGUAGGAACAGAAAACACUUACAGUAGAGAACAGAAGGAUGAAAGAACCCAAACCGAAUCAUUUAAAAUAGAUGUUCCACCUAAGAAAGUAGAUGUCCAUAUCACCAUAGGCAGGUGUAGUUUUGAUGUUCCUUACACCGGGACAAUAAAGGUCACGACUGAUGAUGGUGAAGUGUUUAAAUAUGAAACCAGAGGACAAUUCGAAGGAGUCACUUACACUAAAAUAAAAGUAGACACCAAAGAAUCUGAUCUGUGAUAUCAAGACUACUUACAGAAAUUAAUUUCUUCAUUGGAUUCAUUUUUUCCUGUUUGAUUUGAUGUUUAAAUGUUUUCAAGUUCAAAUAUAAUAGGCUAUGUUAAUUUAACUUUCUGCUAGGAUGCUUUAGAUUAAAUUAUAAAUAUAUCAUCCGCACAUCUGUCAUCUUUUUGCUUUAUUUCAUUAUGCCAAAAAACUAUGUAAAUCAAACGUGUUUGAUGAAAAAUCACUUUACUGUUAAUGAGCUGUGUAUUAUGAAAACCUAACAUGAAUAAAGUUUUUUAACCUCCUAAGCACAGAGGCUAUUUUGGGGAUUUCCACCUGGAUUUGGUCUACCCAAUUUCAAAAGCUUCCCAUACCCACAUGAAGAGGUGUACAUACAAAGGUUUGGUAUCAUUUUACAGGAAACCCUUUGAAAUUACAGAAAACACUGUUGAAAGUGCUAAACAUGGUUGUAUGUGUUGUUAGUCCUCUAAUAAACACAAAAAUAAAUACUCCAGCAACCUGCAAACAGUUCAGUUUGAUUCCAUCUAAUGGCAGCUUACAGAGGAAAAAAAUAAUUUUUUCUCUAUCAUAAUCUAUGCAAAAGUUAUUUUAUUCCAACUGAAGGGAGGAAUAAUACCCUUUUUGUAUUCAAUUUCUGCAUAAAAACAUUUGAAGUGUCCCCAUAACCACAUACAGUGGAAUAAAUGCAAUAUCUUUAUAUCAUUUUAAAGAAAAACCCUUUGAAGUAACAUAAAUAGCUGCUGUUUGUGACAAAUAUUGUUAUUUAUGUUGUUUUUCAUGAUGAACCACCAAGCCGGUAUUCAAACUCAGGUCGCCGAUGGUACGUCUGCCCAGACCACUGCGCACAGCACUACCCAUUAGACCAGCGAUAAUGAUGAGUGGAUUCAAAAGAAAUGUAAAGGCAACUGUUUAGAUGUAAGAGCACAGCCACAAAGACUGAUAUUAAUCACGUAAGGAUAUUUAUACAUCUAAAAUGACUGCAAAGAACAAUAUGACCACUCACAUAAAUGCAAGUGGAUAUGACAAAAAUCAACUUGGGGUCUCAAAAUGCUCUCCUGACAUAAAUGUGACUUCCUACAAAUGAAUGUGUCACAGGGUGACUAUUGGAGGGCGGAACCAAAAGUGACAGAGAUUGGUUCCGCCUGGAGAUGGGGUUUCCGCCCAGGCCGUAUUUGACGACACACCAGUACUUCCUGGUUUCCAGGGCAACACAAUCGGGACCUUACGAGCCACAGGUGCAACGAGUUAAGCAAGUAAAGUGUGAUUGGAGGCUGUGUGAGGAUGAGACACAUAAAUAGCUCUGCAGGAACACAAGGAAAGCGGCGAUCGACACGGGGAAAGCUCCUUUUGCCAAGGGCAGAUUGAAGACACGCACCUUUUGAAGAGCCCGAAGGCUCUGUUGAUCCGGGUAUCGCUGGAAGCGAGCGGAAAGAGGACAGAGCCACAGGAGGCGAAAGAAAGGCAUACAGUGGAUCAUUUAAAGGAGCACCCCGAAGAGGUCGUUUAGCGCUGUUUGUCGCGCUUGUUGUUGUGCUGUUUUUCCUCUCAGGCUGAAGCUGGCGUGGCUGUGUGGGACGAAGUAAACCAUAGUGGAUGGAAGACGAUUGGAGACUGCUGGAUCCUGAAGCGAAACAAAAGGAGAAGCGGAGUUAGCGUGAGUGUUUGCUAUAUUGAGGAUAUUGUGAUACAAGUGAAAUCGCUGUGCAACCCUGUUGGGGGAAGAGACGCUUUGUUCUGGUGAGGCUGGGAGUAAUCGCCUGUGUGUAUCAAAAAGGAGAGCAUCAGAGAAGAUCUUACAGUGACUGUGAGUAUGAAACAUUGAGUUUGAGACACACUGCAUAUUAACCCGUUUUGUAGCGAACGACUCCAGAAAAAGGAGGACGGCCCUACCCCUAAACAGUGUGGAGGUGAGCCGGAGGAGGACAACUUGGGCUAUCACAGCGACGUGAAUGCUGACUGGGGCGUGCUAAACACCGUCUAACGGACUCCGGUGAAGUGGAGGAAGACGGGGCGUCCUAAGUGUUCACUUUGAGUGCGGUGGGUGAAUCUGUGUUGUUGUGGAAAUUUCACUUUGAUGUGGUGCUGUGUACUGCUGUGUGUGUAUUGUCAGAAAACCCCCGCCUUCGCUAACCUCGCCGUGGGAGAACGAAAAGGCUGCCGGUUUCAGUUGUUAUUACCUGGCCUAUGCUGUGAGUGAGCUCUGGAUGUGGAGUAUUACUGUGGUGAUAGUCGGCAGCCUGUGGAGAGAAAGAGAGAGAAAGAGACUGAGAAAACCUUACCUGUACCGUGCUUACUGUACGUCGUCCCAAGUGGAGAGGUGAGAGAAAAACCAGCAGUCUGAAUAACCCACUUUGUGUCUCAGUUCGAAGCCUGUGAAGAGAAAGAGAGAGAAAGAGAACGAGAAAGCCCUACCUGUACCGUACUUACUGUACAUUGUCUCAAGCGGAGAGGUGAGAGGAAACUAGCAGUCUGAAUAACCCACUUUUGUUUCCCAGUCUGCAGCCUGUGGAGAGAAAGAGAGAGAAAGAGAACGAGAAAGCCCUACCUGUACCGUACUUACUGUACGUCGGCUCAAGCGGAGAGGUGAGAGGAAACUAGCAGUCUGAAUAACCCACUUUUGUGUCUCAGUCCGCAGCCUGUGGAAAGAAAGAAAGAAAAUGAGGAGAACUUUACCUGCCCCGUACGUGUACUGCCUGUAAAGGAAGAGACAGUAAACCUGAAGAGGCCGUUAUUUUUAAGUUCCCCUUUUUCCCCUCCCCUAUUUAUUUUUUUAAAUAAAUUAAAUAAAGUGUAUUUUAAUCUUACUCCUACCUUGUGUGUCUGGUCAUUGGGGUGACUUUGGGAACCUCCUUGAGGUGGAACCUAGGAAAGGGGCGUGACCCUUUAGCUAUCUCGGGUCCG
Molecule: messenger RNA, 3864 nt
Organism: Paramisgurnus dabryanus
Lineage: Eukaryota; Metazoa; Chordata; Actinopteri; Cypriniformes; Cobitidae
Product: aerolysin-like protein
Source: RefSeq, a predicted model, not a curated record